Molecule: messenger RNA, 480 nt
Organism: Iphiclides podalirius (scarce swallowtail)
Lineage: Eukaryota; Metazoa; Arthropoda; Insecta; Lepidoptera; Papilionidae
Source: the annotation of a GenBank genome assembly
AUGAGACACGAUCAGGAAAAGACGUUCGUGGCCAUUGCGGUGCCCAUCGACAUUCCCGACAAGAACGUCUUCGUUUCAUACAACUUCGAGUCCAACUACAGUGUGGUGACCAACAUAACCGAGCUCGAUGAAGUAAUAUUCCCUAAUCUACCGAUCAUCAGCUCCCGCCACAGCAGGAGUAUAACGAGGGAAUUAGCAUACACUGUACUCGAAGCCCGAUUCAAAGAGCACGGCAUGAACGGCAAAGAGUGUUUGUUGCGCAACAUCUGCGAGGCGGCGGAGACCCCCUUGCACCACAACGGUCUCCUGGGACACAUUAUGCACAUAAUUUUCACGCCAUCGUCUUCACGUGAGGAGAGCAUCGACGACGCCUACUACGAAGCGGAAUUGGACGGUCAGAAUGGAGACUGCGACAAAUACCUGGAUGACUGCCCUUUCAGUCUAUUCGAUAUCGUAACGCGAUUGGUUGAGAUACGGCAC